AUGGCGCCAAGUAACGAGGAGCAUUCUUUCCUCAACAGCAUCAAGCACACAUUCACACCCUACGACCGCCGCGCUUCGCAGGACAAGUCGCAGCAGACCCAGAACCUUCCGGCUGCUAACAGAACCUCCAACCCUGUUGGCGGUGAAAGGCGCGAAUCCCACCUGAGCACGGCGUCUACGGGCAGCACCAACACCAGCACCAGCCCGACUACCGAGAGCUACCGUGAUGCCACGGGCGUCGGCAGCCAGUUCCUCGAGGACCUGACGCCGGGCCGCCAAGGCCGCCGCAGGAGCAGCAUCAUGGAGGCGCUCAUGGGGGGCGGGCGGCAACGGCGGGACAGUGCCGGCAGCGGGCUCGAGCGGACCAAGUCUGCUGAGCAGAGCAUGAAGGAUUCCGGGGUCGGCCGGGGCGUCGACAAGUACUUCAAGUAUGUCAAUAACUGA
Messenger RNA from Neoarthrinium moseri, 444 nucleotides. RefSeq lists its product as uncharacterized. The transcript has a single exon. NCBI's taxonomy places the organism in Eukaryota, Fungi, Ascomycota, Sordariomycetes, Amphisphaeriales, Apiosporaceae. The coding region runs from base 1 to 444 and encodes 147 amino acids. The record is from RefSeq and is a predicted model, not a curated record.